UUAUUUGGAUUGUAGCAUAGAGGCACUAUGUACUCGGAGUGGAGAUCCUUGCAUCUUGUCAUUCAAAAUGAUCAGGGUAAUACCAGCGUACUUCACAGCUAUCCUGAAAACGUGGGGAGAGAAGUGGCAAAUGCAGUGGUGCGUCCUCUUGGACAAGCUUUAAUUACAUCAUCCGUUGGAAGUGAGAGUUUACUAAAAACAGACAAAGAAGUAAAAUGGACUAUGGAGGUGGUUUGUUAUGGACUGACCCUCCCUCUGGAUGGCGAUACUGUGAAAUACUGUGUCGAUGUAUAUACAGAUUGGAUUAUGGCUCUUGUAUUACCUAAGGACUCCAUUCCUUUACCAGUUAUUAAGGAACCAAACCUUUAUGUUCAAAGCAUUCUCAAACAUCUCCAAAAUCUCUUUGUACCAAGGCCAGACCCAGGAUCUAGUCAGAUUAGAUUGUGCUUGCAGGUUUUGAAAGCUGUCCAGAAACUGGCUCGCGAAUCGACAAUUAUGGCAAGAGAAACCUGGGAGGUUUUGUUAUUAUUUCUUCUUCAGAUCAAUGACACGCUUCUAGCAGCUCCAACUGUGCAAGGUGGCAUUGCUGAGAAUCUGGCUGAAAAAUUAAUUGGCGUGCUGUUUGAGGUGUGGUUACUAGCUUGUACACGGUGCUUUCCAACACCACCUUACUGGAAAACUGCCAAAGAGAUGGUGGCCAACUGGCGACAUCACCCUGCAGUAGUUGAGCAGUGGAGCAAGGUCAUCUGUGCCCUUACAUCCAGAUUGCUGCGUUUUACAUAUGGACCUUCAUUUCCUCCAUUUAAAAUUCCCGAUGAAGAUGCUGGUCUGAUUCCUCCUGAAAUGGAUAAUGAGUGCGUUGCACAAACUUGGUUUCGCUUUUUACAUAUGCUGAGUAAUCCUGUGGAUUUGAGUAACCCAGCCAUUAUUAGCUCUACCCCCAAAUUUCAGGAGCAGUUUCUGAAUGUCAGUGGGAUGACUCAAGAACUGAAUCAGUACCCCUGCCUUAAACAUCUGCCUCAGAUAUUCUUUCGUGCCAUGCGUGGGAUCAGCUGUUUAGUGGAUGCGUUCCUAGGCAUUUCACGACCCCGGUCGGAUAGUGCACCACCCACGCCAGUAAAUAGGCUGAGCAUGCCCCAGAACACUGCUAUCAACACCACUCCACCCCAUAACCGAAGGCAUCGGGCAGUGACUGUGAAUAAAGCAACGAUGAAAACCAGCACUGUAACUACUGCACAUACUUCAAAAGUGCAGCACCAACCCUCCUCUACUUCUCCACUCUCUAGCCCAAACCAGACAAGUUCUGAGCCACGGCCACUACCAGCUCCUCGCAGGCCAAAGGUUAACAGCAUCUUGAACCUCUUUGGAUCGUGGUUAUUUGAUGCAGCAUUUGUUCACUGUAAACUUCAUAAUGGAAUAAACAGAGACAGCAGCAUGACUGCAUCUUUUAUCCAAAUUCUUCUUUCUUAUAAAUCUUCUAUAGCAACUCAAGCUAGCGUGGAGUUUCGCCGGAAAGGAUCGCAAAUGUCCACAGACACGGUGGCUUCCAACCCCAUGUUUGAUGCGAGUGAAUUCCCAGACAACUAUGAAGCGGGAAGGGCAGAGGCAUGCGGGACACUGUGUAGGAUAUUUUGUAGCAAGAAGACUGGGGAGGAAAUAUUGCCAGCUUACCUAUCCCGAUUUUACAUGCUUUUAAUUCAGGGUUUGCAGAUAGCAGAUUUCAUUUGCCACCCCGUUCUUGCCAGUGUUAUUUUAAACUCCCCUCCUUUGUUCUGCUGUGACCUGAAAGGGAUUGAUGUCGUGGUUCCUUAUUUCAUUUCGGCUCUUGAAACUAUUUUACCUGACAGAGAACUCUCAAAGUUUAAAAUCUAUGUAAACCCCACAGAGCUAAGAAGAGCUUCGAUUAACAUCUUGCUGUCUCUGUUGCCUCUCCCUCAUCACUUUGGAACCAUAAAGUCUGAGGUUGUCCUGGAAGGGAAAUUCAGCAAUGAUGACAGCUCAACAUAUGAUAAGCCAGUAACCUUCCUUUCCUUGAAGCUGAGGCUUGUGAAUAUACUUAUAGGAGCUUUGCAAACGGAAACAGAUCCCAACAACACUCAAAUGAUACUAGGUGCAAUGUUAAAUAUUGUUCAAGAUUCAGCACUGUUGGAAGCCAUUGGCUGUCAGAUGGAAAUGAACGGUGGUGAAAACAACCUCUUUAAAAGCCACAGUCGUACUAACAGUGGCAUUAGCACUGCAAGUGGAGGCAGUACGGAGCCCACAACACCAGAUAGUGAGAGACCGGCACAAGCCCUUCUGAGGGAUUAUGCUCUUAAUACAGAUACAGCUGCUGGACUACUGAUACGUAGUAUUCACCUGGUAACCCAAAGACUCAACUCACAGUGGAGGCAGGACAUGAGUAUCUCUCUGGCUGCACUGGAGCUUCUGUCUGGACUGGCAAAGGUGAAAGUGGUGGUUGAUUCCUCUGAUCGGAAGAGAGCUAUUAGUUCAGUGUGCAGCUACAUAGUGUACCAGUGCAGCCGCCCAGCCCCGCUCCACUCCCGUGACCUUCACUCCAUGAUCGUUGCAGCUUUCCAGUGCCUCUGCGUCUGGCUCACUGAGCACCCCGACAUGCUGGAUGAGAAGGAUUGUUUAAAAGAGGUACUGGAGAUUGUGGAGCUGGGCAUUUCGGGAAGUAAAUCCAAAAGCAGUGAACAAGAGGUCAAGUACAAAGGAGAUAAGGAGCCAAACCCUGCAUCCAUGAGAGUGAAGGAUGCUGCUGAAGCUACACUAACGUGUAUUAUGCAGUUACUUGGAGCAUUUCCUUCUCCCAGUGGCCCUGCUUCUCCUUGCAGCUUGGUGAAUGAAACCACAUUAAUUAAAUAUUCUCGUCUACCUACCAUAAACAAGCAUAGCUUCCGUUACUUUGUUUUGGAUAAUAGUGUCAUCCUGGCGAUGUUGGAGCAGCCUCUAGGGAAUGAACAGAAUGACUCUUUCCCCUCUGUCACGGUUUUGAUCCGUGGGACAUCUGGAAGAUUUGCAUGGGCCCAGCAACUCUGUCUUUUACCAAGAGGAGCUAAAGCAAAUCAAAAGACUUUUGUACCAGAACCUCGACCAGCUCCUAAAAAUGAUGUUGGAUUGAAAUACAGUGUGAAGCACCGCCCUUUUCCUGAAGAAGUGGACAAGAUCCCAUUUGUGAAAGCUGACUUGAGCAUUCCAGAUUUACAUGAAAUUGUGAAUGAGGAACUCGAAGAGCGACACGAGAAGCUGAGGAAUGGCAUGGCUCAGCAGAUUAUUUUUGAGACUUCCAUAGAUCAGAAAAGUGAAGAGGAGUGGCGGAAGAAGAGCUUUCCUGAUCCGAUCACGGAGUGUAAGCCCCCACCACCGGCACAGGAGUUCCAGACAGCACGCCUGUUCCUCUCUCACUUCGGGUUUCUCUCACUAGAGGCAUUGAAGGAACCUGCUAACAGUCGUCUACCUCCUCACCUGAUUGCACUUGACUCUGCUCUUCCUGGAUUUUUUGAUGACCUUGGCUACUUGGAUUUACUACCAUGUCGUCCUUUUGAUACUGUUUUCAUUUUCUACAUGAAGGCGGGCCAGAAAACAAGCCAGGAGAUCCUGAAGAACAUGGAGUCUUCCAGAAUUGUUCAGCCACACUUCCUGGAGUUCUUGCUGUCUCUUGGCUGGUCUGUUGAUGUGGGGAAGCACCCUGGGUGGACUGGCCAUGUCUCAACAAGCUGGUCAAUCAAUAGCUGCAGUGAUGAAGAGGGACCUGAACAAGAUGACCUAAUUAUUUCAGAAGAUGUUGGGGCAAGUAUCUUCAAUGGGCAGAAGAAGGUGCUGUAUUAUGCAGAUGCCCUGACAGAAAUAGCUUUUGUUGUCCCAUCACCGGUGGAGUCCCUAACUGAUUCACUGGAAAGCAACGUCUCUGACCAAGAAAGUGACUCCAACAUGGAUCUGCUGCCAGGAAUAUUGAAGCAGCAGUCUCUGACACUUGAACUCUUCCCCAAUCAUACAGACAAUCUUAAUCCCUCCCAGCGGCUCAGUCCUACUUCCAGAUCCAAGAGGGUGCCUCAGGGCCGGACCAUUCCGCCGAUGGGACCUGAAACCAAAGUGUAUGUGGUCUGGGUGGAACGUUAUGAUGAUAUAGAAAACUUCCCCCUCCCUGAUCUGGUGUCUGAGACUAGUACUGGUGUGGAAACUACAGCCAAUAGUAGCACUUCCCUAAGAUCUACCAUUCCUGAGAAGGAAGUUCCUGUGAUCUUCAUUCAUCCUUUAAACACUGGCUUAUUCAGGAUAAAGCUACAAGGAGCAACUGGGAAAUUCAAUAUGGUUAUCCCAUUGGUGGAUGGAAUGAUAGUCAGUAGGAGAGCUCUUGGUUUUUUAGUGAGGCAGACAGUAAUAAAUAUUUGUCGGAGAAAGAGGCUGGAAAGUGAUUCAUACAACCCCCCACAUGUCCGCCGAAAACAGAAAAUAGCAGACAUUGUCAACAAAUACCGGAACAGGCAGCUGGAGCCAGAAUUUUAUACCUCACUUUUCCAGGAGGUUGGGCUCAAGAACUGCAAUCCCUAGGUCAUUAUCCUUCCAGGACAAUUAGAUCAGAGCUUGGUGGCUACAGUAAUGAAAACAGUUAAAUAACAACAACAAAUUUCCUCAGCCCUCUGGAAUUCAGGAAAUCAUAUUCUAGCACAAGUCAGCAGAUACCAUGUGGGAGGAAUGAGAAAUGAAUCCAAAACAUUGCAGUUGGGAUAUUGACUUAAUUCACCUACCCUCAAAAGAUUACUUAAUUCCAGUCUUCCUGGAUGCUAGCAACAUAAUCUCUUCACCCAAUCAUCUAUUCCAGACUAAUUAGGAACUGUAAGUUUCUCACUCUGAGAGAGGAAAACAAUCAAAACAAAGCCAUCUCUGCCUAUAAGGAUGGAAAACAAAAUACAAACAAACCUGCCUUCAGACAUCUCGCUACACCCACGUGUUAAAGGAGAAGGGAGCAGAUCUCUCCUUUGAGGAGAGAGUCUGUGUCAGAGCAUUAACUAUCCCUGCAAGAACUUAAAAGACACUUUCAGCCCCCCUUCAGAGCUCAACAGAAGAUCAUUCACUGCUUGCAACCAAUUUGUGUACCAAAGCCAAGAGGAGGAAAACUGCUUGGAAACAUCAGGUCAUGAAAUUCAUAGCCAAGAUGCUGUAUUUUACAGUUCCCUCCAUGGUUGGGAGUGAGUCCAUCUGCAUACGAGAUUUGUCAUGCUGACAACAAACAACACCUGAAAUUACCUGACUUUCCAACAUAAGUUGUUGCUGGAUAAGAGCUCUUGGUUAUACAAAAACAACGUUAUGACUUUCAGGUCUGUUGCAAAAUGUCGCAUUUAAUUUUAGUAGCUUGGGGGUUUUUUUAAUUAAUUUUUAAGCAACUACUUAAUUUAUUUUGAAGUGUCUGUAUCACCUACUCACCGUUUCCAUAAAAAGUGUAAACAUCACUUGCUUUCCUUCCAUUGGAUUGAAAUCUGAGAUUCUGGGGCUGCCUCCUGCCUGAUAUUUAUAGCAUAAGCAGUUUUCGCAGCUUCUACAACACUUUUCAGAAGCUCCUGUUAAACAGACUAAAACAACUCAAAAAGAAAAUUCAAGGAUUCUUCUUUUUCCCCAUUAACUUGCCAUUCCAUGAAAGCCCCUUUGGAAUUAUAACUUAAAAUUGCUUUGAAUCUGCUGUGCAUUCUCAUGCUCAGCAGUGGUGGCUCCCUUUCACCUAGGUCAGACGUUUUCAUUGUCAGACUGUGGAUUUCACGUGUUCAGGACUUGAAGGUUGUGCUGGGAAAAGAUGUUUACAACUACAAAUUUAGUAUUGGGAAUAUAAAAGCUGCAGUGGGCGCUGGCAGCCUUGGGAGCGCUUUCAGGCUCCCAGCGCAAUCUUGACUUGUGUUGCAGUAAUGAAUCAUCGCUGGCGCUCCCGGGUAGGUGCGGUUUGUGAUCACUGGCAGCAGCAUGUGUCCUUUUCCUUCCAGUAAGCAGGUAAUGUAAGACUGAGUGUGAGCAGGAAUUUGGGGAGCUCCUCAUGUUAUUCCAGAAGUGUUUUUAUUAGCUUUUUAAUAUGCAUUGCAGUAAUACCUGUCAGUCAUGUAAUUUUGACAUUUCAGAGUUACUUUUUGCAGCAGUUCUGACCUGAAACAGUCUUAAUUGUUUCAUUACAACUUACCUGCCAAGGACAUACCCUGCUCCUGUCUUUUCAUGUGGUUUUUCACAAAGAGUUAAUGGAAACACAGGCCUCUCAAAAUACAUAUGAAAGGACUUUCAGGAUGUCAACCAAAGGGGUUUUAGGUGAUGUGCUUGUUGCAGGGGACAAGCACACUAGCCUCUCAACUCAGGAGCUCUGGAUUUUGAUCCAAAUGAAUCACAAGUGGAAAAAUGAAACCACAUAAAGAGAACUACUGUAGAAGUAAGCAUGUUGGCUGGCCCACGCUUGCGUGAUGCCCAGGUUGCAAAUGGCAGGAGGAGCCGCAAGGCAGCGUUUGGGUGUAUUGGCAAAGCUGUGAAAGGAAACUUGGACAGCUUCAUCCUCUGCCAAACUCUUGCCAGUAUCAAUUUAACGCACGGACACUAAAUUUACCCACAUUUUGUAUGUACCUAUUGGAUCUAAUUAAUGGCCAAACACACUUUAGUCCACUGAUUUAAAAGGCAUGACCAAUGCAUGUGUAACAAGUAAACAUACUGAGCAAUCAAAUGUCUGCACAUCUUCAAUAACGUAAGAACAAAACCCACAUGGCAUAGCUAAGUGUGUUAUAUGCGAAGUCAUUGGUUCAUGUAGUAAUGAGCUGCAAAAGAUACUUCUUUCAGGCAUUCGGGUACAGUCAGUACAGACGUGUGCAUUUGGGGAAACCCUGGAUAUUUUCUGCAAAGUCCAAGAUAGCCAAAUGGACUGCCUGAAAAUUUACUUUUUAAAAAGGCCUGUGCUUGGCUGAAGAAUAGUCUUGGGUCUGUUUCCAUGUUCAUCGAAAACAUGGGUAUGGCGCCCACUUGAGCGGUAACAACCGUGAAAGCAAUGCAACUUUUCAGAAGUCUUGAAAGACGGUAACUUUUGUGCACAUUGUUGCUGCUGAUCCCACCGCCGGGGGAGUAGGCGUGUAUAACGUGCUUAAUGUGAUUUGUAAAACCAGCUGGUUAACACGUUAGACACUUGUAGUAUGACCUGGCCAUAAGUGUUGGGUGUUGCUAUCUGGGAAGGUGAACCUUCAAGAAAGUCACAGUUUAGUAUAAAAAUGUUGCGAUUACAGAAAUGUGUUGCCAUCCCACUUGGUUUGGAUGCCGGUCGCAGCAGCGAGCGCCCCUGGCAGACCUGUGCCGGUGGAAGGUGUCUGCCAGGAGUGUCCCUCCUUCCCCUGUGCGCGGAGAGGCCUCCGACUUCAUAAGUAAAUGCAAAACACUAAUUUGGGAAUGAAAUCCUUAUCCUGUCGAAGUCAGUGGCCAAACUCCGAUGGCUUCAGCUAGUCCAGGGUACAGCCUUGAGCUUUUUUCCCCAAAAGGGUUAGAGCAAAUGAGAUUUAUUUCGGUUGUGAUUGCAAGAACAUGUUGGUCAAGAAUCCAGACUUCUUUUCAUCACAAACUGCUGUAUUGAGUUUUCAACUUGACAACGUGCGUGGCUUGGGUUUGUGUUUCUGUUCAUCGGAGGUGACGAGUAUUGACCACUUGCUUUGCGCGUAGCGUGACGUCAGUCUCGACUCCGCAGGUAACAUAGUGCUGCAAAAGCUGAGUUGCAAAUGUUGCAUAAUAACUAAACUGAGACUUUCUCUUUUCAUAAGACCUUUCUGUUUGGGUUCGUAAUUCUGCUUUAAAUGAUGGCAUCCUUUUAACGGUGCAGAAAGAGGGGGGACCAUUGUCACCUUGUUAAACACAGUGUUGAAAUUACAGAGAUUUUAGUACCUUAAUACUGACUCUCUUUUAAAGAAAAGCAUUUUUUCUUAAAGGUACUUUUAAAAAAGGCAUUACAACCUUACAGCGAACAGGAGAUGGGAAGGACGGUGCCUGUGGAAACUAAGGUGUCUAUGUGGGAUAGCAGCGUGUGCACGAGGCCAUAGGGAAGAGCAGCCCCUCGCUGCUCGACUGGCUAUACGUGCUGGGUUCUCCAUAGGUGACUGCAUUUCUUUCCUGCGAGGUUCUGCAUGCCCAGAAAGACGAGAGAACUAAAUUUCAGUCUAACAGACAAAUUUGAUGUGAUUUAACAAUUGCAUAAUUGAGUGAUGUCUUUGAAGGCAAACACAGACCUUUUCCACGUGGAUUUUAGCAGGAGCAAUUAGAAAUGAGAAUGCCAGAUAUCAUGUGCUUCAAAUCAUAUACAAUUUGUAUGAAUUUCUGUAUGUUGCCAAGACAUGAUCUUUUUGUUCUUACUGUAUUUUUCUGUAAAUAUUCCUGGCGCUAAGUUGUAAAGUAAAGGCAAAAUGUAAAUAUGAAGAUGUGAACUAUGUUCCCUUGUCUCUAGUACUUUAUCUCUUAUUUGUUUAGGGAAGGCACACAAAGGCUUGUUUGUAUUUAUGCCAAUUCUUUGUCCAGGAGAAACACAUCAAAUAUUGAAUGUAACACAAUUAGUCCAAUAAAUUUUAAAGAUUCUUAUCUA
Molecule: messenger RNA, 8575 nt
Organism: Aptenodytes forsteri (emperor penguin)
Lineage: Eukaryota; Metazoa; Chordata; Aves; Sphenisciformes; Spheniscidae
Gene: RALGAPB
Product: Ral GTPase activating protein non-catalytic beta subunit
Exons: 30
Coding region: 28-4551 (1507 amino acids)
Biological process (GO): regulation of small GTPase mediated signal transduction; activation of GTPase activity
Molecular function (GO): GTPase activator activity
Source: RefSeq, a predicted model, not a curated record